This is a messenger RNA of Pocillopora meandrina, 11584 nucleotides long. The record is from the annotation of a GenBank genome assembly. Lineage: Eukaryota; Metazoa; Cnidaria; Anthozoa; Scleractinia; Pocilloporidae.
CAAUCGACACAAAUAUGGCGGACGUAGUAGAUUCCUUUCUCGCUAAGAAAUGAACUGAAACUGUGAUUUGCAUGAAUUCUUGGGGUUGAAACUUACAAUCAUGCUGAUAUACGUGGAGAGCAAAGCUUUUCCGGUAAGUUAAGAGCAAUGCCUAUGCGCUUUUUCGGGGAAGACUAGAGCAGUGUUUUCAUGUUGUUUCGUUUAUUGGUAACUUGGAGACGAUAAGGGCAUGAUGAGAUAUAGAUGUGUAUUCAAUUUUAUCUGCUGUUUCCUCAGAGGCAACAACUGUUGCUCAAUUCCUUUUCUUGAUAAAUUUUUCUGCGUAUCUAUUUUUGGAAGAGUUGGCAGAACUUUUGUCCAUUGUUAUUUUUGGAAUUAAAAUUUUUGUCAAACAUACACAGACUGUAAAUUGUAAGGUUGUCAUCAAGAAACACUUGUGAUUCUUUGAUUCGAAAUCUAGGCACAAGUUGGCGAUGAGAAAAUCCCUCAAUUCCUCGUAACUGAAACUCAUCAUUUGCAUAGCCAUCAGUUGGACUAUACUUACCUCUUAGACAUAAAGCUGACCUAAGCAACCAAAUAAAAAAAUGUCUUAAUAAUCCCAUGUAGUGCCUGUAACUAAAAUUGCAGUUCACCAUUGAGGAUCAUUUUCUUUACUUUGGUUUUCACCCUAAGGUCAACUGAAAUAUAUUUCUUUACAAGCUGUUUUCAAAUUCCUGUAUGGGUAAAGAAUAAUACUCUAAACAUUUCCUUGCUCUCAGAGGCUUCAUAGCUCAGUUGGUAGCAGCACCCAACUCAUAUCUGGGAGGCACAGGUUUGAAUCCUCUCAAACAUGUAGUCCACCUGUCAGGAUCAUUUCUUUAACAAGUAGUAUAUCUGAAACAAUCUGUUACCGUCAAACUCUCUGUCAACCCCAAAUUGUCCAGCUUAUAAAAGUGUAGCAUAUUUGCACAAAGACAUUAUAAGGGGGCUAAAUUGUUCUUCUUGAAAGUUUAUAUUUGUUUCAGAGUUUUAUCAGAGUUUGAAUAAAAACUAGAGAAGGGUUACUUAACAACAUGCCCUUUAAAUCAUAAAAAUAUGGGUAAAGUUAGACCUUAAUAGCUCAAACUGCGAACAUAAUUUAAGGAAUGGUUUUGUAAGGUGGUAAGUGGUCCUUGACAAGCAUGCUUGUUUUCCUGGGUGUGAUUAGUUAUUCUCUCUCUGCCUUAACUCUGCUUUGAAAUCACCUCAGAUGACAAUAAACAACUGAAAAUUGCACCUCAAAAGGAAGGUCUUAAAGCUAAGUUAGUGGGAAGUUUGACUUGGGCAAAUUGAGUCAGUGAGGUUACAGUUUAAUCACUUUUAUUAAUAAAUCAAAUUGUAUUGCCAAAGGUAGCAGUGUUACACUCAGUGAUAAUUUGGUUUCAUGAACUUAGUUGAUUAAAGUGUAAAUUUGUCACUAUGGAGAGUUUCUAAAGCAGACAUUUCAAGUGUUUCCACUUUUGCUCUGAUGAAGGGCUAAUGCUUGAAACAUCAGCAUUACAGUGGCCAAUUAACAUAUUCACUGAGUUGAUAGGACCAGAUUAUCUAGUAUAACCCCCUAUCAACACAGCACCAAAGUUUCUUUACAAACUUCCCCCCUUUUUCCACAAACAAUGAGUUUUCAUUCUUAAAACAGUCCAAAGUUUUGGUAGUAUCACAUCAGAUGACACAACAAUCCCCUGAGAGAGGCAUUGUUGCCCUAUAUAUAUUUGAUAUGGGUUUUGUGUUAUUUACAGAGCAAGACAUUCACCCUGGUGUGUAACCCACAUGAGACAGUUGCAAGAGCAAGAGCACAGAUGCUUCAUAUUUUAUUUGAGCUUGGAAGAGCAGAGCACCAGUUUCGAUUCAGAUUCAAAGGAGAAUAUCUGAGAGAUGGCUAUACCUUUGAGGUAAACAAAUGCAAGAAAUAAUUCAAUGUGCUUCUGACCCUUUGACUCCCAAUAUCUGAUUGUUAAUUCAAAUACAAAUACCAAUACACUGUCACCUUGUUCUUCAUUAGAUUUGGUGAAAGAAAUCCUUUAUUUACUUAAUACUGGUAAUCAUCAUGGUUCCACAUACUUCAACAAGUAUGUAUUUUUAUUGUAACAAUUUUAUUGCAUUUAUUAGGACUACAGGAUUCAGGAUAAUUCAGUGAUCAAAAUGGUUCCAAUGAGUAAAAGAAAAAGAGGGGUUAGUGUCUACUGUGUUGCUGUUGUGUUUUUUUCUCUUUUAUGAUGUGAACCAGGUCAAUCAUAAUUGUAGUGUUAAUUGCGUAAUUGAUGUUUAAAAAAUGAUCAUUGUGUUGUAUGGUAAUUGUAUAAGAAUAUUUCCUUCCUCAGUAAUGAGUCAGCCUAUAUUUAUCUGUUAGGAAAGUGUUCCUAAAACUUCCCUGCUACAGCUGAAUUACUUUUUGUCUUAAAGCAUGCAUACUGAGGGAUUUUCAAACCUCUUUCCUCUUCUCUUUUCUUAUCUUCUUUGACCAGCUUUCCAAUCCUCAGGUGAUUUUCUGGACCUGUGCAUAGUGUAAAACUGGGUUCAGAGUACUCUUAACCCUUUGACCCCAAAGAAUCAUCAGCAUUUAAUUUCACUUGACAAAAUCACCCUCAAUUCACUCAUCAAGGUCAGUAGAAUAAAGGAAAUAAACAUCAACUGAAUCAGCUCUUGACUGUCAAACAAAUUCUCCUGGUUAGUGCCUUGUGAAAUGUAUAUAGAACAGUUUGGAGAAUGUGCAUACUGAUGUUAGGGUGAAAUGGGUUAAUGCAGGAAAGGUCAAACUUUGUUGAUUUACCCUUUUUGUGAAUUCAAUGGAAUUUUUUAAGAUGAGUGCUUUUUCUUGUUUUAGUCUUAUGCAACUGUAUUUGGGCAAGAGCAGUCCACUCAAGAUGUGGCUGGUGCAGAUGAACAUGUGUUCAGUUCACGAGCAAUCCUCCUAGGACAAGAGGAAUUAGAUGAUGUACAGAAGGCAUUGCGAAAAGAAAUUAACAUUUUUGAACGAAGAGAGACAUUUCUGGGCAAUUUUAAGGUUAUUAUUUUGGUUGUUAAGUUUAUUAUAUAGGAGAGAUACCUAAUAGUGACCAACUGAUUGAUUACUAAACUGACAGACUGAGAAACUAACUCUGGAUAUUUUAAAAUGAGCUAGUGACUGAAUAUUUCACCAAACCAACUUUCAGACAAACUGAGUAACUUAUAGGAUAUACUGUUAAGUUGCAUGAUUUUUAAACUGGAAACUUAUGGUCUAUCUGAGUAUUACGCCCAGAUGUAUUGCUUGAAUCUUUGAAAAUUAUGGUCAGCUUCCUCACUAAAUGAGGAUGUUGAAAAAAGUUGAGCUUAAUGCCUUAAAACAUUGGAGAUUUACUGACUAACUAACAUCCAGACUGCCAAAAGAUUGAUUGACAUAUAGGCUGACUCUUUAACGCACAGGGUAUUUAAGUAUUAUCAAUUGAGUUGAUAAUGUAAAUUGGCCACUGUAAAGAGUUUUAAAGCUGACUUUUUAAGUGUUAGCCCUUUGUCAUUCGCUCUGACAAAGGGCUGACACUCAACUCAGUUGAUAAUACUUAAUUACCCUGUUAUACUCUCCUACCAAUGCAGCACCAUAGUUUCUUUAGAAACAUACCCCCUUUAUCUCUGACUGAUUAACUGACACAGGCUGAUUGACUGUGACUGACCACACAUAGGCUGACUGACUGAAUGAUUGAGUAUUUGACUGAUAAAGGUUGAUUGACUGGAUGACUGCCUCAGAGGGACUGACUGACUGAUUGAUUGGUAGGCUUGCUACCUGACUGAAAGUAUAGACUCACUGAAUUACCUGUUGGAAACUUUAAAGAAAUGAACUUACAGAUUUCCUUUUUUACUCUUUGCAGGUCCUACUAUGGAUUCAUUUUCUGGCUACAGUUUUAUCCUUUACAACCAUUUAUUGGUUUUCCUCAUUUUGGACAGGUAAAUACAAAAUAUGCUAAUCUUUGUUUGUAGGUUUGCUUCAUUACACAAUUUUUGACAAUUCUGUUUAUUUUUUUGCAGGUGCUUUGAUGUUGUUUGGUUUCUUAUAUUGCCCAAAUUACACAAGACUUGGUGGUUUUGUAGGAAAGCAUGGGAUGAAGUAAGAUUCAUUUGAUCUACAAAUUUUAGUCACCAUUUUGUCAGUCUCACAAGAGUUAUACAGAUUAUGGCAAUUUUUGUGAUAGCGGUAUUUAGAACUAUGAUGGUUACAACAGUUCAAGCAGUGUUGGAUAUUUUGAAUUACAUUAAUUUUGCAACCAUGAUGACAGUUUUCAUAAUUUGGUGAAAGUGAGGAUGGUGAAGGCUAUUAAUAGUAAAGUUAAUGAUAUCUAGUCAUCUACAUCUACAUGUUGCUAUCAUGUAAUAUUUUGAACAGAUAAAUGCACAAAAAAAGAACAACUAUAUGUUGUCCAAAAGUUGAUUUAGUGCUUUCACUUACAUAAAGUAUUUUUAGCAGGCACUGUAGGGAUUUGACAAAAUGGCCAAAAGCUGAACAUUUAGGUUUGAAGUGUGUCCACUUGACAGAUUUUGUAGUAUGGUUGGAAAUUAUAAAGAGUUGAUUUAUUUUUUGUUUCUUUUUCAAGCAAAAAUACUUUUGUAAUUGCUUUUGCUGGUGGUGGCAUCAUGAAUGUAACAGCAUCUUUGUUGAUGGGAAUCUAUGUCAUUUUUGAACUGAUGGUGAGUCUUUAAUUCAUAAGCUGCAAGGCUUGUUAAUAGGCAGGGGAUGCAGGGAGUAGGGAAUUAGUGCAGUGGUGAGAGCACUUGCCUCCUUCCACCGUGGCUCAGGUUUGAUUUGUGUGGGUUGAGUUUGUUGUUGGUUCUCAUCCUUGCUCUAAGAGUUUUUCUCCAGGUCAUCCUGUUUUCCUGGCUCCACAAGUCAUCUCCUGGAAUGUCCACUGCUAAAUCCCCAAAAUGGAACAAUUUUAUGAAUGAGUGCAAACUAUGGGAUGAGUUUGGCACCUAAGGGCUUCUUUUAAGGUUGCCAUUACUUGGUUGAAUUAAUAAACUUGAGUAAUUUACUCAUCAUUUGAAUUUUUUAGGCAUUUGAAUGUGAUAAUGAGGAGAGCACCUGUUUGCGGAAGAAAGAACAGAUGUAUUGGUCAAGUAGGUGCCAAAUUAAAUGUUCUAGAAAAGUCAGUAGUAUAAAUUUCUAGUUAACAAUGGCUGGUAUUCGCUAAGGUGUUUUAAAGUAAUGCAGCUUAACCCUUUCACUCCCAAGAUUUUAUUAGAGUAAUUCUUCCUACUGUCUGCCAUAAUGUCAAUUUGGAGAAUUUGGUAUUUGAUCAACUUGUAGUCCCCUAAUUGAGUUUACUUCUUUAUUCUCCUAACUUGUCUGCUUGAUGCUGUGUUGAUAUGGUAAGGAGAAAUUCUCUCUCAGUCACUCAUGAAAGUUAAAGGGUUACAUGAACACAAAUUGAUGGAAAAUGGCAGCCAAAGUAAAGAAAUUAAAUAUAUGCAAAAGAGAUGCAAUGAGGGAAUUUAACACAAUUUAUUCAAACAAGAAAUUUUGCUUACUAUUAGAGAUAUGUAUUUGUUUUAAUAACUAAUUAUAUUUCUUUGUGAUUUUUCAGUAACCUUUUACCUUGGCCAGGCAUUUUUCCUGGUAUGCAGUGUGUUGAUUUGUGCCAUUUUGUUUCAUAACUUCAAAACAGAGGUAAGGUAUCAGUUUGAAGGUUUUGUUUUGUCAAUUUUCUGUGGGGAUGAAGGGGGGGAGGGGGAGUAUCCUCUUCUCUUGAGCAAGAAGUUAUUAGAAGCAACUUUGCCCCUGUCAUUUGGAAUGCUAUCACAAGUAAACCCCCCACCUUCCCAUUCCUCAACACAUGUAACAGGAAUUGAAGAUCAGAGAAUUCUCCUAACACUAUUUUAAGGCCUGAGCUACUUUUCAUUUAGACAAUGAGAAAUACUCUCCUCAGGCUUUUUAAUCCUGUACUACAUUUCAUGAUGUAAAGCCACUACCACACAUAUCAUCAGGCAUCCCUGAAUUUUUACAGGCUCCUUUUUGUACUCCUGGCUUUAGAGAGGUACUGCAAGAAAGUGUUUUGCCUUAUAAUGCAACACAAUGACCUGAUCAGGACUCAAACCUGGGUCUUUUGAUUCUAAAAUUAGUUUGUUUGCUCUUGUGAGCCUUUCUUGAAUUUUUCUGAAGUCAUGAUUUUUUUAUCACCAUUAUUGAAUCUGUAUAUGAUAUACCUUAGUUAAAUGUUAACUUGUAGUUAAAAAGCUGAUUAAAAAAACCCAUUUUACAGGUGGGUGACUUGAUUGAGACACAUCUGGUACAGAUCAGGGACAUUGAUAAAGUUAUGAAAAGUGCCAAGACAGGAAGUAUGAAAGAAAGAAGAGGUGCUGCAUUUGAACUUGCCAGUUUAGCGGCCACAGGAGAUGACACAAAAUUUAGGAUUGUACAAGAGGGGGGGUAGGUCUGAAUAUUUAGCUUUAGCUGUUUAAAUGGAGAGAAAAAUCUCUUGAGCCAAAAAUUUCAAUGUCCCAGUCUUUCUAUCAGUCAUAACUUGGAAACCAUUGCUUUGAUCCCUGUCAUUUUUUCAGCUGUCGGAAGAGCAGGUGGUUCAUACAUAUUAAAUGUUCUUAGUGCAAUGACUUUCAGCACUUUAAAUUUACAAUCAAGCAAAAUACAAUCAAGUAGCUUGUUUUCACUUAAACAAACCCCAGCCAGUUCAAAUUGUUUUUACACUAAUCACCAAGAAAUAUUUCAAAAAAGUCCUUUUUGGAAACACUCCAAGCCUAAAAUUAAUAGUUUCUCCAUCAAGGCUUAACAUUUUUGGAAAUAUCAAGUUGAUGUCAGAUGUAUUGAACUGUUAUUUGAAACUGUGACCCUCUCAGAAGUAACUGUCCAUCACCCUUUUUUUUCAGACUACCAGCCUUGAUGAAUUUAUGCCUGUCACAAGAUCAGGUAAAAAUUCUUUCAUAAGUCUGCUGAUAAAUAUUUCCAAAAUUUUAAUAUUUGUAUGGCAUUAGGUAUUCACCUAACAGCUUUUUAGCUUCAGUUUUAUGACAUAAACUGUGUAUGCACAUGGCUGUGAUGGUGCAGGGUGUUCCCUUCAAGCAUCUGAGACACUUGAAUUUCCAGCUAUUACGCAGAACUCUCUGGUUCGACUCUGAUGUCCUGAAUUUGAUGCCCUUAGCUAAUCUUUACCCAGAAUGUCUUUCUUUUACUUAAUUAACCUUGAUGGUGAAAGUAUUUUUUUCAUCUGAUUUCCUCAGGCCACUCAAGAAUAUGCAAUAGAGGCAAUAUCAGAACUACUCACUGUUCCUGUUAUCCAGGUUUGAAGUUAUUUUUCUGUUUUCAUUGUUAUGUCUCACUAGACAACGACUCUCUCUGACAGAAUUUUGUAGCUUUUUUUACACUGUAACAUCGGUAAAACAAAUUUUGUAGUUUACUUUGUAUGUCACGCUUUUAAGGCUGCAAACUAAGUCCUCCAUUCUCUUUAAACAAUGUACCCACGAGUUAACAACUGUGAAACUUUGAUCGUUUUAAGGACCAGUUUGUGGAACUGGGUGGAGUUCGCACCAUGUGUGCUCUGUUGCACUCCAAGGAGAAUCGUGUGGUGAAUGAAGCUGUGACAGCCCUGUCGUAUAUAGUGUCUGACAGUGAAGCUAACAGGCAGGUGGUCAUCGGAGAAAACGGGUAAGAACCAAAAGAAAUAUAAGUCAGUGCUAUAAAUAUUUGUCAUUCAUGUAUUUUAAAACAUUGCUGUUGUAAGGGUACAAGUGAAACAGAAGUGAAUCAAGAUAUUUUCGUAAAGAUAACAAGGAGUAUAUGAAUCUGGCCUGCAAAAGAGGAAAAGGAGGUAGAAUGGUUGUUAAAAUUUCGAGAGUAGGGAGAAGAAAGCCCACAACCACGCUUUGAGCUAUUUAUGCUCUUCCCGAACGAUUUUAACUUUUUCUUCAUGAUUCCUAUUACACCUGGCUGCUAAGUCACUUUGCAGCCGCCCUUACCCUCAAAGACAAAAACGGGCAAUGGGCCCUUUCCGAUUUUUUUUGUGGGUAAGGGGCGGCUGUACACAGGUUUCUCGCUGAUAUGAAUCCUGACCACUAAGUAACUAAGGAAUAACUGCAUAUCUAUUACAGCUAAUAACCUCCAGUUACACAUGUUGUAAAAUUCCGCAUAACUUGUACAGUCUUUCGAUACAACUCAUUCAGAGCAUAGGUAAAAUGUAGAUGCACGAGGCGGUGGGGUAAGCUCCAUUUGAUCACGGAGCAUAUAAAAGGGUCUUGCUGGCCAUAUGAAGCAUGGUGGAUUGUGAGAGAUUCAUAUGUUUUCUUGGUGGAAGGGAAGGGAGGGAAGGGUUAGUUGUACUGUGAGGCUACCCCUAAAGGGUACUAUAGUAUUAUCAACUGAGUUGUUGACGUGAGAAUUGCAAAGCUAACAUUUCGAGCGUUAGUCCUUCGUCAGAGCAAGUGGAGGAAUUGUGGGUUUUGUAUGUUUUUAUGCAGAAGAUCAGGUAAAAACUGACACCACUGAGCCAAGACUUCUUUUAAAACGGUGUACCUCUUAUUUAUGUUUCACGAAGCUGUGAAUGAAAUUAUUGCAAUUCCUCUUUUUCAUUUACAGCUUAGAGGAUUUGUGCUACGUUGCUGAACGAAGUAAGUGUAUUGAUACUGACAGUAGCUGAUUUAUUAUUUACUUGAAAGAUUCAACAAGUCUGAUUUUUGAUAUCUCUUUUAAGGGUUUAAUUAAUGGUAUCAAAUUAUUUUGUGAAAGAGUACUUUUGGACUUUCUCCCCCUAAAAAAAGACAAUUGCAAUUCGAAAACUUCUGCACACUCACUUUUUUUGCAAAAGAUUGUUCUAUAUCGGGUAUUGAGUAGAUUGGCAUCCAGCGGCUUUUUGACAUUAAUAAUAAGCAUAAGAGAAAACAUAAACGUUUUCACAGAAAUGCACAACAGCACGCUUAAAUAUGUAAUCAGCUUAAGCACGAGCAACGCACCUGGUAUAAGUUAGAAUGAUUUCGUAAAGAAUAAAGGUUGCCAGUUUUAACAUGCAACUGAGCAAGUAACAAAAUUUGCCUAAGGAGGUUCACUCUCAUCGGCUCAAAAGUGUGAAAUGUCAAAGAUUAUGCAUCCUAAAAAAUUUACCUGAAAGAUGUUACGUUCAGGUAAUGAUAUUGUAGGGAGAAAUUAGGUGCUAAUAACUCUUUUGGGUGAAAAGGUAAAUAGGGGGUUUUGACAGCAGUUUUACAAAUUAGACUAAUACUCUUUCUUUUUUCUGUUUCAGUUCAAGUCCCAGCUUCUCGAAUCCUUGCUGCAAUCUUCCUUGAACUUGUGUUUACGGCAGAGAUACGAGUCAUGCUUUCCCAACAGAGUGCGCCUGGUAUGACAUUAACCCCUUUACACCCUAACGUCAGUAUUCAUACUCUCCAUAUAUACUGCUCUCUAUUCAUUUCCUUGAGUGUUUGAUUCAUAAUCGAAAAGCUUGACGCAUAAAAUUUUUGUGUAGUCCAGCCCGCUUUUGUUAAAUUAAAAACCAUGCCAAGUACUUUUUUAUCAUUGAAUCUUCUAAUCAGUGACAUAAUAGCCUCCUUCUUUCUGUAGCUACUUCUCUUGUGCAUCUGUGCAAACUUCGAGAUGCAGAAACGCAGCGACUUGCUCUUCAAACACUGGAGCUAUUGGCCAUAGAGAAUUCUGAUGUCAUUAUUACACAUGUAGGUUGCGCAUUCUGGUUUCCCAAUUUUUACGUAUUUAAUUUGAAUACUAGCAAAUCGGUUCCUUGAAAGUGAGUUGGAGUAAAGGAGUGUAGGACGAACUUCUUAGGCUGUCAUAAAAAUACUGAUUAUUGUGAUCAGCUUGGAGUAGUUUUAUUCCAUCCUUUUGUUAGUCUCAUAAACAAGUAUUAGAUUUUACCUUUAUCGUGUACAAAUAAAGGGUAUUCUUGUUGCCUGAAAAAGGAAAACCUCAUAUUUUUGGAGAACGAGCUUUGGAAGUUUGGACCCUCGUUAGAAAUUUCUACCGAGGGGGUGGUCGUUGGGUAGAGGAAACCGAGGGGAAGGGGAAAGGAGCCCGCCCACUCCUCUCUCCGGCCACUUUUAUCCCGGAACAAACAUGGAAGCUGGGUGGACGAUCGCGAGCUUAAAACGGUAACUCGCUCUCCCCAAUAAGACAACUGUACUGUAGGGUAGAGAAGGAAUGUCGCCAUUAAAUUUUUCGUUUCUAAUAAUUUUAAUUCAUCCCAGGAUUCCCUGCUGGAGUUGCUGCUGUCUCUCCCCAAUCUGACAGACGAUGAACAGCUGUUCUUGCUGGCAGGAAAGAUCAUUCUUUAUUACGCUGAAAGUGAGCUGGUAAGUAACAGAGAUACGACACGUAUGUACAAACUUGAGCGAAAGGUAAUAUUGAAAUUCACAGAUUCGGACGACGUUUCAGUAAAAAUCUAGAAAAAUCCACAUGCACAAAAUGAUUAGAGCGCUCUUUCUAUCGGUUUACCGGAGAAAUAUUCAUCUGUGUUUCUUAUUACUAAGCUUCUUUGCAAUAGUAACGAACAAAACGUUCAACGAACUUUUCUUUUGACCCUUUAUACCUUAUCAUCAGUUUGUAUAUACUCUGUACUUUUCUCUAUACAUUUCCUAAGGUGCUGGCAAGGAGAAUUUGUCGAACAAUCAAGAACUUCUUAAGUUGAUGGUGAUUUCCUUUAUCUCAUGACCUUAAUGUGCCAUUCAGGGGAGAUUUUGGAAGGAGAAAUUAGAUACUAGUCACUCUAAGCGGUUUAAGUUAUUACAAAUUCUGAAGAGGUAGCACUUUACAAUUAUAUAACAAACUAUGUCCUGUCUAUCCCUAAUUUCAGGCUUGUCAGAAACUUGUGGAGGCAGAGAACUUGAAGUUCUGUCUAAUGGAGUUAGCAUACAGCUUGGAUCCUCUGCUGCAGAAUGUAGUGGCCAAGAUUAUUCUAGCUAUGAUAGACUCACACGAGAACAAGUAAGUGUGUGCCUGAUAAUUUGUGUGAUACAUUCUUCCAUGGUAAUCGGACUUUUUUCCAAAACAAAAUUUAGCACGAAAAUUUUAUUUUCAUCCCCCUUGAUAUUGGGUAAUCUUUAAAGUUUUAGUUUGUGAAAGUGUCAAAUCUUCAAAGGAAGAACGUAAUCCGAGAACUGAUGAAGGAUGCAGCUCAACUGUAGUAUGCAUAUUCUCCAUGCUCAUUGUUCUCCACACAUUUCCAAAGGUGCUGACAAAGAGGAUUUGUUUAGCAAUCAACAACGUCUUUAGUUGGUGAUCAUUUUCUUUAUUCUCGUGACCUUUAUCUGUGAUUCAGGGGAGAUAUUGUGAGAAGAAAUUCUCUCUUGGUCACUCAUGGGAAUUACAGGGUCAAUAAAUGUUCGAUGUCUCAUUAUUAAACUCAAGGUGAAGCACUUGCUCUGAUUUUUUUCUCUUUAAUAAUUUUUUUCUUUUUUUCUUUCACUUAGGGACGAAAUUUCCGAGCUUGGCUUGGAUGAAGUGUUAAUCCACAUCAGAAAUGAGUCUGCAGACCGAGAUGCUUGGCGCAUGGCAGAUCAUGGACUGAUGAUACUGCACAAUGUCAAACAAACUACUGAUUCAAACAAGUCCAAAUCACUUGCCACAGACCUACCAACUAAGAAAGCUCUUUGA